AUGGUUCCUAAUCGUUUUGAAGCAUCCGACGUUGUACUUAGUCGUGAUGGCCAUGUCAUGUAUGUUGUAUUCGAUAAUACAUAUCAAAUAGGUGCUAUAUGUACUUCAUUGGGACGUUCAUUCAACUGUACGGAUCGACUACUCGACUGGCCCGAUUUGUCGUUAAAUAGAAAAAAAUCAGGAUUUGAAGGAAUGACCUACAAUCCAGUGAGCGGUACGCAUUUCGUUGUACAAGAAGCCAUAGAAACGAAUACCAAGAAUGUAUACAAGGCAAAUGUUUUUGAAAUUUUUAUUGAUCCAAAAGACUCAACACCUAUACGUUUAAUCGAAUCUUGUUUAACCAAUUGGGAAUUCGGAUCAGACAACAAGGGUUUCGAAGGUCUUGAAUUUGUUUUUCAUCAAAAUUCAGGACAAACUUAUUUACUCGGAUUAUGCGAAGCUAACAAAUGCGAUCAUAAAUCGAGUUCGACUAAUGAUGGACGCAUUGUGGUUCUAGAAAAGAAGAAAGCGACCGCUAAAAACCCGUGCUCUUGGGAACCUGUGGGUACAUUUGAUUUGCCAUCAUCCGUUAAUUUCAAUGACUAUUCAGCCAUAUCUAUUUACCACCAAGAAUCACGUGAAUUGCCAACCUAUGUUGCUGUAACAAGUCAAGAAAACAGUCAAUUGUGGAUUGGUCUUAUUAAAGAAGUAAAUCAAGUACCCUUCUUUGGCAUAUCUUCAUUGGAUAAGAGUACGGUCUACGAUUUGCCACGAACCACUGAAACAGCAUCCGACUGUCAAGUUAAAUAUUGUAACAUUGAAGGUGUUGCAUGGCGAGGCAAAAAUCAACUCAUUCUUGUUUCAGACAAGGCUAAAAGCGAUGAAGAUAUUCAUUGCAUUGACAAAGAUCAGAGUGUUCACUACGUUGCACUACCAGAACAUUUGAAUGAUUAA
This is a messenger RNA of Rotaria sp. Silwood2, 933 nucleotides long. The record is from the annotation of a GenBank genome assembly. Lineage: Eukaryota; Metazoa; Rotifera; Eurotatoria; Philodinida; Philodinidae.